Metarhizium robertsii ARSEF 23 is the source of this 3474-nucleotide messenger RNA. RefSeq names its product Cytochrome P450 CYP6003A1. Gene Ontology annotation, biological process: response to oxidative stress. NCBI's taxonomy places the organism in Eukaryota, Fungi, Ascomycota, Sordariomycetes, Hypocreales, Clavicipitaceae. The transcript has 5 exons. Bases 1 to 3474 code for a protein of 1157 amino acids. The record is from RefSeq and is a predicted model, not a curated record. Gene Ontology annotation, molecular function: monooxygenase activity; peroxidase activity; iron ion binding.
AUGUCCUUCGAAAAGAAGUUUCAAGCUGGUGAGACUUACGGGGAUCCCCGUACAGAAUCAUCGCAUUUUAUGACUGAUGCCGCCGACAUUGCCGAAUAUAUCUGGAAUAACGCUGUUGGCGUCCAAAAUCGGACGUCCAAAAAGGAGAUUAUAGAACUUUUGAGAGAACUCUUACAUAAAGGAGAACCAAUUGACGACAAGAAGGGCACCACCGAGCUCCUGAUCAGCAUUCUUACAAGCCUACCCUCCACAUCAAAACUUCGUACUCGACUCACCAGCAAGUUUAUCGACAGGCUGUGGAGUAAUAUCCAACAUCCACCACUGAGCUAUGUUGGAGGCGAUGUCAAGUAUGAGGUUGUCAAUCCCCACGAGCCAGUUUCCAAAGACGACAAUGAGGCCUAUAGCACGAUUGAGUUCAAGGCUCCUGAUAGCGACAUAAUGCUACGGGAGCGCAUGCCAAAAGUCCCCGACGGUACCUAUCAAUACCGAUUACCUGAUGGGAGCUUCAACAGUGUCCUUCAGCCUAACUUGGGAAAAGCCGGUACGCCUUAUGCCAAGACUGUCCGUCCGCUAAAGCGGCUUCAAGGAGUCAAGCCUGACCCGGGUCUACUCUUUGAUCUUUUGAUGGCCCGCGAUGAGGAUAACUUCGUUGAGAACCCUGCUGGCAUCUCGUCUAUGCUCUUCUACCAUGCAUCUAUCAUCAUUCAUGACAUCUUUCGCACUAAUCGUACGGACAUGAACAAGUCUGAUACGUCGUCAUAUCUUGACCUGGCGCCCCUGUACGGUUCAUCACUCAAGGAUCAGUUGGAAAUCCGUACCAUGAAAGAGGGCAAGUUGAAGCCCGACACCUUCCAUGAGAAACGGCUAUUAGGGCAGCCCGCCGGUGUCAAUGUCAUGUUGGUCCUCUACAGCCGCUUCCACAACUACGUUGCCGACAUCUUAUUAAAAAUCAACGAGAAUGGACGGUUUACACUGGCAUGCCCGCCAAAUGCUAGCCCUGAAGACAAGGCUCGAGCUGUAGCCAAGCAAGACCAUGACAUCUUCAACACCGCUCGUUUGAUCGUUGGCGGGCUUUAUGUCAACAUAUCCCUGCAUGACUACUUGCGAGCCAUCACCAACACCCACCACUCUAAGAGUGAUUGGACAUUGGACCCUAGGAUCGAGAUAGGCAACCAAUAUGAUGGCGAGGGUGUUCCUCGGGGCGUUGGCAAUCAGGUCAGCGUCGAGUUCAAUCUGAUAUACCGAUUUCAUUCAUGCAUCUCCAAAAAAGACGAGCGCUGGAUUAAUGAUUUCUUUCUUAAGCUUUUCCCGGGCCGUAACCCAGACGACUUGAGUAACGUGAGCCAUGUCGAGCUUGGUCAGGCAUUGGUGGCCUUUGAACAGAGUAUUCCCAAAGAUCCUAGUGUUCGAACAUUUGACGGCCUAGAACGUCAGGCCGAUGGCACAUUCAAAGACGAGGACCUUGUCCGCAUUCUAAAAGAGGCCAUGGAGGACCCAGCUGGUGCCUUUGGCGCCCGUAUGGUCCCUAAGGCGCUGAAGGUGGUCGAAGUUCUCGGUAUCAACCAAGCUCGCAAAUGGCAGGUUGCGUCCUUGAACGAAUUUCGUGACUUCUUUGGACUCAAACGAUAUGAUAAAUUCAGUGAUAUCAACUCAAACGAGGAGAUUGCCAACAUCCUGGAGAAGCUGUAUGCGGAUCCUGACAUGGUGGAACUUUAUCCGGGUCUCAUGAUUGAGGACAUUAAGCCCGUCCGCAAUCCUGGUUGCGGAAUCUGCCCAACUUACUCAGUCGGCCGCGCAAUCCUUUCUGACGCCAUCACGCUCGUGCGGUCAGAUAGAUUCAACACAAUCGACUAUACGGUCGCCAAUCUCACAAGUUGGGGCUACAAUGAAGUACAGCAAGAUUACAAGACUCUUGGUGGUUCCAUGCUGUACAAGCUCAUACAACGAGGUGUUCCCGGCUGGUUCCCCUUCAACUCCGUAGCCGUUAUGCAACCCAUGUAUACAAAGAAAGCCAACGAAAAGAUUGCUCAGGAGCUUGGAACGCUGGGCCAGUAUACGCUGGACGACCCAAAGCCUCCAGGAAUGCCCAUCACAAUUUCCGCAAAUGCCUCGAUUAAACAAAUAUUUGAUAACCCCGCACAGUUCGCUGUGCCUUGGCUCAAAUCAUUCAACUGCUUGUUCCCGGGAAAGAAAGAUUUGGGUUGGUUUAUGUUGGCUGGUGACGAAACCCAUGGCUAUGCGAAUCGUGCUGGUUUUGGCAAAGCAAUGGGCAAUAUUCCACACUUGCAUCAUGCCAUAAACGAGUUCAUCCAUGGCGUUGGCACACAGAUGGUCCAAAAAGAGACCUUCAGACUCAAAGAGGGCCUUAAUCAGGCUGACCUGGUCCGCGAUAUUGCUAUUCCAUUGUUGACAAGGCUACUCGCAGACCUUUUCUACUUUGACUUGCGCUCUGAUGAGAAUCCAGACGGCAAACUAGGCACGGUCGAUCUCUAUCAGCACCUGAUGAAUAUUCGCGCCUGGGGGGAUAAUACCGACUCUGGAGAGGCCUGGAACCGUCGCCGUCGUGCUAAGGAGAGUCUUGAGGUCAUCAUCAAGUCCACUCGGAAGCUAGUUGACGAAGUUGCUGUUAGUGGUGGUUUUGGAAUGGGCGUCGUCUCUGCCUUGACGAGUAAAUUCACCCGCAAGGCUCACAUAAAGGAGAACUCUUUGAGAUCGUGUGGCUUGAAGCUUGUUGAGGAGCUCCUGGCCCAAGGAAAUUCGGCUGAGAGGGUUGUUGACAGCCUAUGGCUGACGGCCUUUGGCGGUGUCGGGCCUCCAGUCAAUACAUUUUACGAAGUCCUGGAAUUCUUUCUGCGGCCCGAGAAUGCAUCCCUGUGGGCUGAUGUGCAGGACUAUGCUCAAAAGUCUGAUGAUAGCUGCCUUCGUGCCUAUGUUGUUGAGGCACAACGUCUCACGAGUUCACAACGCGUUCUGCGUACCGCGACGCAGCCGGCUGAAAUGGAGGGCAAGUCAAUUCAACCGGGUAAUAUGAUUAUUAUUAUGCUUGGCGAGGCCGGGCGUAAUCCAUCAGAGGUCUCUAGCUCCGACAAGUUUGACGCAAAAAGACAGGCAGGCUCUGCGGCUCCCUUCAGCUACGGUCAUCACCCUUGUUUUGGCGACGACAUUGCACUCGCCUUCGUGACCGGACUAGUGAAACUUUGCGCCGGCCUCAGCCAGCUACGUCCGGCACCGGGGGCGAUGGGACAAGCCAAGACGAUCCGCGUUGGCGACGACAAGUUCUAUCUUAAUGACAGCUGGUCAUACUUUAGCCCUUAUGCCAAUAGUUCUAACCAGCUCGUAGCCUGGAAGGUCCACUUCAAUGGUCACGGAAAAGGCAACUACGAGGGCGAAAUGCUGCCGAAGAAGUUGGUGGAUAUGCAAGAAUACUACUAUCUGGUAAGGAAAUACAAGGAUAAGCUUAAAAGGGCUAUCUAG